AUGACACCCUGUGUUUUUGCCGCCAGGAAUAAAAUAAACAUACUUGGCUCAGACAAAGGGUCGUCUACAGUGCAGAUCGCUUCACCCUUCAUAGAGGAUGCCUUUGUAUCGUCGCUACAAGUGCAGUAUGGCGAAUUUAACAUCCGAUCCGCCAGCGGGCAACAGUGCGCCAUAAGCGAUCCUCCGGAUCACCUGGCCACCACUUUCCUCUUAGCGCCUUCUGCCGUGUACUUCACAUCCAAUUCGCACGUCGAAAUUGGGCUCGACCUGGGCAGGUGGCACACGGACAGACACGUGUUUGAAAUCGACUUUGGCAAUUGCUCUAUUCUGAAUUAUCCCGAUACAUUCCGCAGCCCUCGCCUACACAUCAACGCCAAUGAUUGCUCCGGCACAGUCCGCUUCAGCGUCCUUCUGGCCGAUCUGCAAUCGUGCAACGCCACUGUGGUGUCUGACAGCAACACCGACGAAUUCGACGCCGUGGGUUUUGGCGUCGACAUCAAGGUCAAGCUGGCCGACAACGGCGUGCCGCUGACGCUGAAAAUGGCGGAGACCCGGCUGAACGCACAUUUGACCGAGGACGCAGGAGCGGCCAUCGUUUUCACUCAACCACGAGUAACGAGUGAAUCUGUGCGAGUCGUAGUCGAAACGAAUCCGGAAGAGGUGUCGAAAGUAUUUGUCAACUUCGCUACCGACGCCAAAUACCGCGGCGUGGAAGGCACCGAGGGAGAGGUGAUAUUCACACCUCACCUGCCAACGUCGGAUGACAACGACAGUGCUGAGACGCUCUACACACCCUCGCCAGGAAGUAUCAGCGGCUCUGUACUGGACAGCACAACGCUCAGACCCAUAGGGGGUAUGAAAGUCACCUACAAGGGCCUGGCCGACCCUUUCGCGGAUUCCGGUCUGAUGCCCGCGGCCAAGUUUAUCACAGUGGCCGACGACGGCACCUUUGUACUCGGAGAGUUAGACCCCGGCUACUACGUCGUGUGCGUAGACUUCACCCACCCGCUCGCCGGUGAUCGUGUGGGUGAGACCUGGGCGGUCUCGAACGACCCAGACGCAUACACUAACGGAUGCACUGAGGUGCGUGUGCUGGGAGGCACAUACACAGAUAUGGGAGCCUUCGAGUACGCUCCCCCUAGUACGCUGAGUGGGGUGGUCACGAAGGGCGUGGAGAAGGAAGCCGUCGCAGACAUGGAGGUCGAUCUGGUCCAGAUAACUGGCUUAGGAGACUCAGUCACCUACACUGUUAAGACCACGUCCAACGGUGUCUUCCACUUCGAAGGUCUGGAGGAUGGCACAUACUCCGUGCAGCUGCCAGCAACGGCGCCCCAUGGCAGCGUACUAGACGACAGCCUCCCCACAGACCGCGUAUACAUCAUUGCUAACGGCGUGCCUGUGUCCGGCAUUGCAGUUCAGUAUGCCCUAUCCUCGCGCAUUACCGGCAAGAUGGUGUCUGUGAGCGGAGACAUAGUCGAGGGCGUACGUGUGGAGCUACUUCGGUUGUCCGUGCCAGUUGACGCGAGCAGUGCAGAAGCCAACGAGCCCAUAGAGGAGGUGGCGGUCUCUGACGGGGACGGUGUUUUUGUGUUCGCAAACCUAGAUCCUGGAACGUACCUGGUCACGGUCCCCGAUAUAUCAACGAGCGGCGGAUCGCUUGUGGAAGCGCCCACAGAUUUGACAGUAGACAUGAUGGAGGAGAAGCAGGUGUUCGAGGUGCAUCUAAUGGAGGGCGACGAUGCGAACAUCGGAACGUUCGCCUUCAGCGAAGCGAGUGGCGUCAGUGGGCGUAUUAUUAAUGCCCUGGGAAUGCCUGUGCAGACCUCCAUUUCCGCAAAGUCUGGGGAUACUGAAAUCACAACACAAUCCACAGCCGACGGGUUUUACUACUUCGAGGGCUUACCCAAAGGCGAACACACCAUCACCCUCAACGACCUGCCUUCAACCAUGGGCGUGACGGUGCUCACACCAGACGACAGUGAGUUUGUGGUGCAGGAACCAGUGGUGGCGGGUCUGUUUUCGCCGUUCUCUCUCACUUCCUUAUCGACUGAGUCGCCAGAUGGAUCGAUCACCAUUGAGUUCAAGGGAACCAUGGUUACGGGUAUCAGUUUCAUGAUGCAGGAAAAGGGCUCGAUUGCCGGGCGAAUGACCGAUUCGGACGGCACCGGAAUCUCUGGUGUACCUGUUGUCCUGACCGGCGCCGACGGCGACGGCGACGGUCGAGCCACAUCGAAUGCCUUGGGCUACUUCGCCUUUGAUAAGUUGCCAGUAGAUGGCCUGUACAAGCUCAUCGCUCCCGGCUUUGAGACCUUCCUACAAGUCGACAUGAACACCGUAACGCAGCUUGGCUCAUUUUCCGCCGAGCGCAGUGGGUUCGUCACGGGCACUGUUGUCAACGCUCACAACGGCGAACGCUUGAAAGAUGUGGAUGUCGUAUUGAGAGACUACACCAACGAGUACAAGGCAAUCACCACCACAGAUCAAACCGGGCGAUUCAUCCUGAUGUCCGUGCCCUACGGUUCGUACUACCUCAGCGUCCCAACAGACCACGAAGACCACGAGGUUGUGCACAACCCAGACAACACGAUCAGUAACACGUACCCUGUCGAGGUGCGUCAGCCCACCGUGGUGGAUGUGGGCCACUUUGCGUACUCGUCGCCUGCCACAGAGUUGCCUGACCGCGUGGAGGGCCGAGUCAUUGGCACGUACAAGGUGGAAAGUGUGCAAGGCACCGUGACAGGGACAGGAGGACUGGGUGGCAGCAUAGGGCACGAGACGACAGUGUCCGUUGAGAUGAUGGGGUGUGAAUUGGGUGGCAAGUACACCUUCAAGGGUCUGUCGUUUGACUCCACCGACAACACUGAGGCUCAGAUCGUACGAGAGACCACGGACAUGAGCUUCUUCCUGACCACGGGCAACACGUGUGGCGUAGCUGGCAGCAAGUUUGCGCCGGUGAUGAAGGGGAUGGUGAAGCGGGCGAACCAGGACUACGAGGUGGACGCCGAAGGCUUGGGAGCGGCUGUGGGUAUGAACGACAUGACGUACUGGGCUAUCGGCCUAUGGUCGGACGAGGAGCGUGUGGAGGUGACGAAGGGCGAGAUCACCCAGGCAAAGCUGGUUGCCGGGGGAGUGGAGUGCAGCAGUGAAGCUGUAGACGUGCUCGCCAAACUCAGCACAACCAAGAUAGAGACAAGCAGUGUGAACGCCUUCUUGGCAGCCGCCAUUGCCCAACAGCAGGACACGCAGCCUACAGAGCCCACAGUCAUUCUCACGUCCCUGCAGUUGAGCCCAGCCAUGACCUGCCAGACCGAUGUAGUGCGAGAGGGCGUGGCCAAUCGGCCUGGCAUGGGGCUGGUUCUGCACCUGUCUAUAAAUGUUGACUACGAGCAACGCGGCGGGUAUGUGCCCGAAGCCAACCGUUUCCAGGGCCAUCUGCGCCGUAGUGCAGCGCCUCGUUUGCGUCGCAGGCGGCAGGCGGUGGUAAAGAACAGAGACACGCUGACUGCUAGUGAGUCCUUCGCGGCACACUACGACACGCCCGUGGUCUUGACGGCUGCGACGGCUGCGAUUGGGUCCAAUCCCCUGCCAGUUCUGGGCGAUACAUCCGCAACUGAACCAGCCGCGCAGGAGCCUGAGUCAGACUUUGACGACAGCGCUGCCGAUGCCUUCGACGAUGACACCAGUGAGGCCGAUGGCGUUGCUGUGGAUACGGAUACUACUCAGCCUGACUUCCAGCCGGACUUUGGACUAGGUGGGCUGCCUGGCGGCGCUGAUAACAGCACCAGCAGUACGGAGGUCCCGAGCUGGGCCGCGUCGGAAGAAGCGAGCAUUGUAGCGCAGAAUACGGCGUCAGCGGUGCCUGUGGCGAGCGUGCCAGUGGCCACGGCAACAUCUGUCGCACCUGCGACUAUAGAGACGUCGACAAGUGUGGCUGCAGAGACACCGGCAAGUGUGCCUGUAGAGACGUCGGUAAGUGUGGCUGCAGAGACAUCGACAAGUGUGGCUGCAGAGACGUCGACAAGUGUGGCUGCGGUGGAGGUGCCGUCUGUGAUGGUGGACAGAGAGGAUGAGGCGGCUGUGACAGACAAGGAUAUCGUAGGCUCACUCGUUGUCCCGGAUACGGUGGCCGACGACGUUGACGAUUCCGAUUCGUCGGCGGUUUCUGCCUCUAGCGCGAGUGACGGAGACGAUGAUACGGACGGGGGCUCGGGCAUCCUGCACUGGUUGAUUCCUGUGCUGGUAGUGUUGCUUAUACUGGUUAUGUCGUACUUCCUGAUGCGCCAGUACUACCGAGCGAGGCAGAAGGCGCGGACCGAUGCCUAUCUGGCACACGCACGUGGUAUGGCUGGCACCAUGGCCGCCAUGCCGGAUGCUCAGUACUUCGACCCUCGCAACGGAAGCAGCACGAACAUAAGCUCAGAUCCCAUUCACAGCGGUAUGCAUAUGGGUAUGGGAAUGCAGAAUCUUGGCGGAAAAAAACUAACGCACAGUAAAACAAAAGAGGUGACCGAUAAGGUGGGAGCGAUGGGUGAGCGUAUCGGCAAACAGUUCAAGGCCUGGGGCACGAGUAUGAGCGACAUGUUUAAUAAGAAGAAUGAGAAGCCACUCGAAUCCUACAAUCCGCACUCUGCUGUAACUGUCAAUAAAGACUCCAUGACCUCGAUACCACCAAAUGUGAUCUGGGAUGCGAAUGACACAACCAACACGAGCAGUUCGUCACACAUGAGCGUUAUACACAAGGCUAUGGGCAAUCGACCCGUGCAACCCAAGAAUACGACUACGUCAGGCUUCGGACAGGGUGUAACAAAGCUUUUCGGAUAUGGAGGUAGCAAGAACGAGGACAGCAAGCACAGUGACACGCCCGCCAGCCCGGACCCCAAACCGGCGCAAGGCGGAAGCCUAUUCUCGAAAAGCAUGGGGAUGCUAGGAGGCCUAGGCGGCGGUCGGGCCAAUAACAUGGUCGACGUAGAUACUGGAUUUCAUACAGAAGAUGACGACGACAACACUGCGACGCGUAGGAUAAAGAAUAUAGACUACUCUAAUAUGAGCUUUGGCGUCAGCAGGACACCCGAACAGUUACGUAGUCAGCGCAACACCCACGUGGCCGUUGUGGGUGGCAACGGGUAUGCGAUGUUUAAUCCUGAGGCGUCACCCGGUGCGUUUUCACCCGAUAGUGUACACUCGGCGGAUCGCUAUCUGGCACAGCGAUCCAAUCAGAUGUCUGGCCACAAUCCCUACGCUCGGACCGAAGAAAACGCCUUCCAUUCAGCCGGUGAGUGGCUGUCACCCGAACGCGAGUACAAAGUACAAAAGAGUGAAGGGAAGAAAUCUUCAAGCGGUUUGGAUCGUGGGCCUAUAGCGGCGCGUCCCCGCCCUGGUGUAACCAACAAUGGGAAUAGCGCACAUCCUGCUGUGCCGCCUCACAUUACCGAGAGUACGGCUGACAAUGUGUUCUUCAGUCCCCAUGGUUCGGUGCACGGUGAAGACAUCUAUCGAGAUGGCUAUAGUGAUGAAAGUGACGGAGAGGUCCCCAACCUCAAUUUAUCUGGAUUCUCAGGUGUCGCCCCCACUAGCUUGUAGAUAGAAUUCAACUACUUUUUCUGUGUGCAAUCCGCCGUGAUUUGUGCGUCGAAUGAGAAACCGAUAUACAUAUGUUUCAGAUCAAGCUGGUAACUUCAAACCGGUGAUUUAAAAAAUGUUAUAUUAAUCCAUCGUGUGUCCGGUAUGAUUGUUCUGCCGCUGAUUAGUACACGAGCGAAUUUUAUAAAUCUCUGGCCUACUACAAAGAUG
Messenger RNA from Sphaeroforma arctica JP610, 5790 nucleotides. RefSeq lists its product as hypothetical. Lineage: Eukaryota; Ichthyosporea; Ichthyophonida. Gene Ontology annotation, molecular function: carbohydrate binding. Gene Ontology annotation, cellular component: endoplasmic reticulum membrane. Bases 1 to 5580 code for a protein of 1859 amino acids. The record is from RefSeq and is a predicted model, not a curated record. The transcript is spliced from 25 exons.